Closterium sp. NIES-65 is the source of this 612-nucleotide messenger RNA. The record is from the annotation of a GenBank genome assembly. Lineage: Eukaryota; Viridiplantae; Streptophyta; Zygnematophyceae; Desmidiales; Closteriaceae.
AUGAUGGAGAGAGUUUGGGUAAGGAGAGGUGAGGGGAAGCAAGAUAAAGGGUUGAGGACCAGUGGGGCAUGUAUGGCAGAGCAGUGGGGCAUGUAUGGCAGAGCAGUGGGGCAUGUAUGGCAGAGCAGCGGGGCAUGUCUGGCAGAGCAGUGGGGCAUGUCUGGCAGAGCAGUGGGGCAUGCAUCGCAGAGCAGUGGGGUAUGUAUGGCAGAGCAGUGGGGCAUGCAUGGCAGAGCAGUGGGGCAUGUAUGGCAGAGCAGUGGGGCAAGUAUGGCAGAGCAGUGGGCAUGCAUGGCAGAGCAGUGGGGCAUGCAUGGCAGAGCAGUGGGGCAUGUCUGGCAGAGCAGUGGGGCAUGCAUGGCAGAGCUGUGGGGCAUGCAUGGCAGAGCGGUGGGGCAUGCAUCGCAGAGCGAGCACACCCACGUCCUCCGUGCUUGCCUGCUGUGCGUGGGCCAGUCGGUGCUGCAGGUGGUCAAAGAUGGCAUCGCGAAUGGCUCGCCCGCGAAUGAAGAUGCUGCCCCCCUGCAGGUCGUGGAAGUAGCGGUGGGCAGCAGCGGUGGGCAGCAGCGGUGGGCAGCAGCGGUGGGCAGCAGCGGUGGGCAGCAGCGGUGA